GGCUGGUUGAAUGUCACAGGCGUAGCGUAUAGGCCAGCAUCAGAAAGACUCAGUGCUACGGUGAAAUGAAACUGGCUGACUGGGUGAACUCGUGUGCUAGUGUUUUGCUUAUACUGGGUGGGCGGAGUUCGGUUGCCGUGCACUACCGUAGCAGUGACACGACGGGUGCACCACAUCAGCCGUACUGGUGCUGCCCGUCGUGCAAGGCGGAGGUGACGAAAAAGAGCGUGUCUCCCCCUCAACUCUGGUGUGUUCGAGACUGGGUUCCACCUGAGGGAGGACUGUAUUGCUGCGUGUAAACCUCGGAAGAGACUGUUCAACCCGCAGUGCCUCGGAGGUGUCGGUCGGCAAGUCAGUACGCCAAAAACAAGAGUCGCAUUCUGCUGCAAUUGCUGGUGUCUCAGGCAUACUCUCAGUAGACUGAAAUCGGGAGGUACGUUGCGCCUUGAGCAUUGAAAUAACAGUUGGAUCGCACACGCCCUUGCCUGUUUUGUUUUUUUUUGCUUGGGAAAUGGAGAUUAAAGAUGUUCCAGUCUAAUAUGCUAUCGGAUUGCAGAAGGGUGCAGUGGCACUGAUGCCAGCCGCUCUUACUGCUGCGCGGCGUGGGAGUCCGUGAACCAGCACGUCGGUUCAGGAUCAUGCCUCUGGCGUGAUUUUGCAUCUGUAUCGUUUGACUAGUCGCUUGAAGUCGCAGGUGGGGGAUCAGCCAUUUCUAAGGAUUGUUUGACAUUCCCGCACCUUACCAGUGUAUGCCGAAAUUCUAAUGAUUCCCUGCAUUGAUAUUUUUGCUUAGCCUGCGUAAAAUGGGGAAUAGUUUUUCUAACAUCGCUGCAUUUCAGUCCUUGCACAUCGUGAUGCUAGGACUGGAUUCUGCGGGUAAAACUACUGUUCUUUAUCGGCUCAAGUUCAAUGAAUUUGUCAACACUGUUCCCACCAUCGGAUUCAACACCGAAAAGAUCAAACUGAGCAAUGGCACCGCCAAAGGUAUCAGUUGUCACUUUUGGGAUGUCGGUGGCCAGGAGAAGUUACGACCUCUGUGGAAGUCUUACAGUCGGUGCACGGAUGGUAUCAUCUAUGUUGUGGACUCCGUGGACGUGGAUAGACUGGAGGAGGCGAAAACGGAGCUGCACAAAAUCACCAAAUUCGCAGAAAAUCAGGGGACUCCUCUCCUGGUGAUUGCCAAUAAACAGGAUUUGCCCAAAUCUCUUCCUGUUUCUGAGAUUGAGAAACACCUGGCUCUCCACGAGCUCAGCCCGGCCACCACAUACCACGUCCAACCCGCAUGCGCCAUAAUUGGCGAGGGUCUUCAUGAGGGCAUGGACAAACUGUAUGAAAUGAUCGUGAAACGGAGAAAAACUUUGAAGCAGAAGAAAAAACGAUAAUGGAUCAAUAAUGGCGAUAUGAUAUCAAUAGAAAAAAAAACAUUUCACAUCACUGCUGCUUGAGUGUUUGGCCAGAAAUGAAGAGAUUUCGUGUGUGCAGUGAUUGAGUUUUUAUAAUUAUAAUUAUUCAAGAUUUAUCCUAAUUAUUGCUGGUCUGUUGCAAGUUAAGAGAAUGGAAGAUAAAUGCUGUUGUCAGCUACCUUUAGUUAAGUAAGAUGUGAAAAAGAAACUGGCAUCUAGUCAUUCACAAUCAAAAAAGUAAACAGGCUGGUUCCUGUUUGUUGCUGCUUGCCGAUGUCAAAAAGUAGGUGUUAUGGUUAGUAGGCUGUUUGGAUGGGGAUAGCUUUGAGGCAUCCCUGGAGAGAGACCAUAUAACACACGGCUUCCCUAGUAGAAGCUGUCUCAUGACAGUGAUCUGCUGUUAGUGUUUUGAUUUGUGCUGUCAAUUCAUUAAAAAAGUUAACUUAUUAAUCGCACAAUUUGCUGUGAUUAAUCACUUUUUUUCUCUUGAUAAGCGGAAGCUUGUAAUCAUGGAUACUUAAAUGUAAAAUAAUGUAGAAUCAACACAAAAGAGGUAUAUUUACAUUAAAAUAAUAUUGUUUAAUAGCAACUUUUUAACUUUGAACACAGAUUCUCUCCUGUGAACGGCAGGCUUCCAAUACAACUGUCAAGGCCAUCAAAACUGACUGUCAGCUUGAAGGGCAUAUUUGUUAUGUGUAAAACAUAAAGUGUGAAGGGACUUUUAUUUUGAAAUGUGGAUUGAGAUGAAGAUGCAGAGAGACUAUUAUAAAUGUAUUAUUAUUAUUUUUUGUUUUGUUUUUUGAGGGGGGGGGGGGGUAUUUGGCGGGAGCUAGCGACUAGGUCAGCUGGUCGGUAGUUAGAACAUGGUGUGCAGCCUGUUGGGUUAGUUUUAAGUUGAAGUGCUCAGUAAAUUUGCAAGAUUGUGAAUUCCAAUGAGCUCCGUGUCAGGUGUAUGUUGGCCGCCCCCAGAUAUAUGAACCAUGCCAUGCACUAACAGAAAUAACAACAAAACCCAGGCAGCUGCGACGAUAAUUGCAUUCAUUUUUUUAACGCGUGAAAUAUUUGAAAUUAAUCACAAAAAUGAACGCGUUCAUUUUGACAGCACUCAUUUUGUGUUCCUUUAAGUGAUAUGCAAAGGAUCUGUAUGUAGUACAGUUUGUAGUUUGCUGACUCCCUCUCUCUCUCUCUCUCUCUCCCUCUCUCUCUAUCUCUCUCUCUCUCUCUCCCUCUCUCUCUCUCCUCUCCCUCUCUCUCUCUCUCUCCCUCUCUCUCUCUCCCUCUCUCCCAUAAUGUACGUCAUGUCUACUGAUGGCUGAGUGGUUAGUUCCCAGAUAGCUGGUGAUACUCUAACUGAUCCGGCUCUGAUCUGGCUGGGAUCUGGCUUGGAUCCGGCAUGUUCCAGGCCAGACUAUGGCUCCAGAGUCAGCUACUAGCAGGCUUUUGCCUUUUUCAUUUUUCCAUGACUGUAAUCACAUCCUCUCUUCUACUGUAAAUGCCUUUUGGGGUGAAGAGGACUGAAGUGGGGAAGGUUGCCAUAUCUAUUUCAUGUUUAAGAUGGUCCUUUAAGUUCUGAAAACGCAUCGGAGCACUUUCCAGACAGAUGUUGUCUCUAGUACACCUUAUGAUUUCAAGUUGGACUGCUCAUGCACACGAAACCAAAAAAAAAAAAGCGAAAGUAAAGGUCUUAAAUUUUUCUAUAUGAAAGUGUUUGCAGUAAGAGUGUGCGAUGCUGAUACUGCUCCAUAAGUGAAUAUUGCACCUGGGUAUUGUUCUAAAAUGAUGUAGAAGCAAAUGAAAUAAAAGAUGAUUCAACUUUA
Molecule: messenger RNA, 3220 nt
Organism: Clupea harengus (Atlantic herring)
Lineage: Eukaryota; Metazoa; Chordata; Actinopteri; Clupeiformes; Clupeidae
Gene: arl4ca
Product: ARF like GTPase 4Ca
Molecular function (GO): GTP binding; GTPase activity
Source: RefSeq, a predicted model, not a curated record